AUGGACCAAAAGACCCCAGCCACACUACUAGAGCUUGCUACAAAAAGUCUGCUGAGUAAUGAGCCUGCAGCUAUCCAUGCCCUUGAAGAGCUCCCAAGAGACACGUUCGUUCAGUUUCUCACUGCUGCGUUCUUGGGUGGUCAUAAGAAGGUACUGAAGGCAAUGGUGAGGAUUUGGCCCUUUCCCUGUCUCCACGUAGGAACAUUGAGAGUAUGCGAGUCACAAUAUGAUAAUUUGGAAGCCAUGAUUGAUGGCCUGCAGAUCCUUCCUGCCCAGAUCUCUUCUUUCAGAUAUAUGCAAAUUGAUAAAAUGCCUGUUUGUGAAUGUGUCCUGCAGUUUCUGGAUAUGGGAUGCAUUGAUCACCUGGAAGUGGAUGAGAUUUAUCUGAAUGAAAUCACCACAUUUUUGGCUCAGAUGACCCACCUCCACAGGCUUAGUAUGUCUCACAUCCCUUUUACAUCUUUUAUGAGGAGAAGCUUUGAGACGUUUCUCAACCAUCUUGUGCAGAUGGACACCCUUCAGGAGAUCAGCUUGUCUUACUGCCACACACAUCGCCUUCACAAACUGCUCAGAUGCCUGCCACCUCAGUUGGAUGCAUUGUAUCUCUCUUUCUGUCGACUUUCUAACAGAGACAUCACUGUCCUGUCCCAGAGCCCUGCAGCCACCCAUCUAAGAUUGCUGAGUCUCAGCAACGUCGAGAUAUCCUGGGAACUUUCUGAGUCCUUCCAGACUCUGCUGGCAAGUGUCUCAGGCACCCUGGAGUAUCUACAGAUAACUAGUUGCCUGAUAACUGAUUCUACUCUCACUGCUGUCAUUCCGGCCCUGAGCCGCUGUUCCCACCUCCGUGUCUUUAGCUUCGCCUCCAACCCCAUUACAAUGCGUGUGCUCACCAGUCUUCUGCAGCACUUAACAAACCUGAUGGAGUUGAAGCGUGUAAUUUAUUCUGUCCCUGUCCAUUGCUAUGAACAAUUACAUGAUCUUAGCAGUUUGAACCAACAGAAGCUUUCUGAAGUGCAGGCCCAAUUGAAGGCGAUGCUGCAGGCGGUAAAGAGGCAUGACAUGCGCUGGACCACUUCUCCUGAGUGA
This is a messenger RNA of Cynocephalus volans (Philippine flying lemur), 1086 nucleotides long. RefSeq names its product melanoma antigen preferentially expressed in tumors-like. Gene Ontology annotation, cellular component: cytoplasm. NCBI's taxonomy places the organism in Eukaryota, Metazoa, Chordata, Mammalia, Dermoptera, Cynocephalidae. The record is from RefSeq and is a predicted model, not a curated record. The transcript is spliced from 3 exons. The coding region runs from base 1 to 1086 and encodes 361 amino acids.